This is a messenger RNA of Exaiptasia diaphana, 1146 nucleotides long. RefSeq names its product dnaJ homolog subfamily C member 27-B. The transcript has 8 exons. The coding region runs from base 66 to 680 and encodes 204 amino acids. The record is from RefSeq and is a predicted model, not a curated record. Gene Ontology annotation, molecular function: GTPase activity; GTP binding. NCBI's taxonomy places the organism in Eukaryota, Metazoa, Cnidaria, Anthozoa, Actiniaria, Aiptasiidae.
UUCUAUUACGAGUCCAGAACAAAAAUGAUUGACCUAUAAAAUACUCAAAGAUAGAAGCUUCAUGAAUGUUGAUUAUGGACAAAAAAGAUAAUCAUUUGGAAAAAGCUGUCAGAGAAACGUCUGGUUCUUUAUUUUGGAUAAAAAUUGCUGGGAUUGGAAACGAAUCUGUUGGGAAAACUUGUCUUGUGAAAAACUUUUGUGAAAAAAAGUUUUCUAGGAACUACCAUCAAACUGUUGGAGUUGAUUACGGCUUUAAAAUACAUAAAGUUAAUGGCGUGGAUUACAGGAUCAAUUUUUGGGAUUUUGGAGGAAAUGCAGACUAUGAUGAAAUAAGGAUUGAGCUUUAUGGACAGACACAGGCAGUUAUGCUUGUUUAUGAUGUCACCAAUAAGGUUUCAUUUGAAAGUCUUGAUGCAUGGCUACAGGAAUUUGCUGCUGGAGGAGGGAAGAAUGCAGUAAUCGCAGUAGUUGCAAAUAAGGUUGAUCUCACUACAAGGAGAGUUAUUAGUACCAAAGAAGGUCAAAAAUGGGCUGCUGCUCAUGAUUUUAGAUAUUACGAGACGUCGUCUGCAAAUAGCACUGGUGUUUAUGAUAUGUUCAAUGACAUUUUAAGGGCUGUAGUGGAUAGAAAGCUAAUCAAACCAAAACCUGUCAUUCAUUCUGAAAGCAAAGUGAAAUAAUUUAUUUCUUUACUAAAAUACUGGUAUUCUUAUAAUUAUGAUAUAUGUACACUAGAAACUAUUUGCUUAGUAUCUACAAUGGAAAGUAAAACAUACAGUCAUUCAUUUAUAUAUAGCCAUGAAUAAAUGCAAAGAAGUAAGUUAUAGUUCUCAUAAGUUUUCCAAACUAGAAUGUUAUAUUUUAAUUAAUUUAUAUUAGAAAAUGAAAGAUUUUCAAUGCAUGUUUAUUCAGGUUCACUAUAUUUUCUUUGUUUCUUGGAUUUCUUUCUUGGUUCCUAAAAAAAUUAUUAGAUGUCAAAAUGUGAUUUUUUAAAGAAAAUAUAACAAACAACAAGUGAUCCAUUUUAGUAUUGGGCUGUUUGAUUGUUUCAGUGUAUGUUAUAUUGUUCCAAUAAAUCCACUUUGUAAAGAUUGGUGCUUAGCAUGGGACCAUGUUUCCCAUUCUAAAUAAACCCUUUUUAGUGAA